AUGGCCAUGGCCGGGGACGAACAGGACGAAUAUCAUGCGGCAAUCACCACCGACAGUAACGUUGCCACCGCCGCUACCCAUCCACACGAUGAUGGCUCAGGCCUCAAGCGAAAACGCCCUGACCAGGAGGCAGACGAAACCGAGGAUACUGGGCCCGCCGCGAAGUGUGUCAAGCAGUAUGGUGAUCCCGCAUCCACUGAGAGUAGCGUGGCAACAACCGCGACUCAACCACACUGCGACAGCUCCACCCGCAAGCGAGAGCGCUCCGACGAAGAUGGGGACGAAGUCGAAGAUAUCGCGCCCGCAAAGAAGUGUAUCAAGCAGGAUGGUGAUGCCUAUGCUGGCGCGCGCCUGAUCAAACGCAAGCGAGUUCCCGAAGGCGACCGCAAUGGUAAGGUCAAGUGCGAGACCUGCUGGGACCGAAAGCCAGUCGAGGAAGCUAUCGCACUCGAAUGCGAUCACACCUCCUGUUACGGCUGCGUCCAGGACCUGUUCCGCCAAUCCAUGAAAGAUGAGACUCUAUAUCCGCCUCGCUGCUGUACUCGGUUGAUAACGCUCGAUGAUAUGAGAGAUAUCCUUCCAGAGGACCUCAUUCCCGAGUUCAUCGCCAAACGCGAGGAGCUAGAAGAUCCAAGCAAGUGCUAUUGUCAUGUGCCGACCUGCUCGGCAUACAUUCCUAAUGCCAAGCGAACAGGUGACAACGCCAUCUGCCCAACCUGCAACUCCAGUACCUGCCGCAAGUGCCAGGGCGCUUCACAUGAUGGCGACUGUGUUUACGACCCCGAGACGCAAGCCCUAAUGGAGACUGCAAAGGACCUUCAGUGGCAGCGCUAUCCACCCUGUGGACGCUUUCUCGAGCACAACUUCGGAUGCUGGCAUAUGACUUGCCCCUGUAAGCACGAGUUUUGUUACCUAUGCGCUACAACCUGGAAAGAGUGCAAAUGCGAUCUUUGGGAGGAGGAGCGCCUCCUCGAACGCGCACGCAUCAUCACUGAGCGUGAAAGACUUGGCCGGGCUACACAAGGUCGACGCAAUGCCCGAGGUCGGUGGAUCCCGGUACAGGCACCAGAUGGUGCUCCUCGAGAUAUUGCCGGCAUGGCCGCCCGCUUUCGCCAGCACGCUGAAUGCGCUCAUGGCAAUAUGCAUAUGUAUGUGCCUGGCUCAUACGAGUGCGACGACUGCCACCACGUUCUGGACCGUUACAUCCAUCGCUGCGACCAGUGUCGAGUCAGUCUCUGCACGUGGUGCUGUAUGCAUAGACGACGUCGAGGCGCUAUACGGACAUGA
Fulvia fulva is the source of this 1287-nucleotide messenger RNA. RefSeq lists its product as uncharacterized. The transcript is spliced from 2 exons. Gene Ontology annotation, molecular function: zinc ion binding; ubiquitin protein ligase activity; ubiquitin conjugating enzyme binding. Gene Ontology annotation, cellular component: ubiquitin ligase complex; cytoplasm. The coding region runs from base 1 to 1287 and encodes 428 amino acids. The record is from RefSeq and is a predicted model, not a curated record. Lineage: Eukaryota; Fungi; Ascomycota; Dothideomycetes; Mycosphaerellales; Mycosphaerellaceae. Gene Ontology annotation, biological process: ubiquitin-dependent protein catabolic process; protein polyubiquitination; positive regulation of proteasomal ubiquitin-dependent protein catabolic process.